Messenger RNA from Melospiza georgiana, 1986 nucleotides. It is a transcript of the gene WIPF3, whose product is annotated as WAS/WASL interacting protein family member 3. The transcript has 8 exons. Bases 152 to 1567 code for a protein of 471 amino acids. Gene Ontology annotation, molecular function: actin binding. The record is from RefSeq and is a predicted model, not a curated record. NCBI's taxonomy places the organism in Eukaryota, Metazoa, Chordata, Aves, Passeriformes, Passerellidae.
CUUUUGUGGAAGCUUUUCUUCUCUGUGACUGGGAGUAGUUCUGUUCAGUCAUGCGAAGUAGGUGAGACUGGACAGGCUCAGCUCAGCUUUCUUGCCCUGACAUAGACUGGCAAUAUUUUUCACAACUGGGUGAAGCUAGAAAUCUGAGCAGAUGCCUGUGCCACCACCGCCGCCGCCACCUCCUCCUCCACCACCUCCACCACCACCUUCUGCAGGGCCCCCUCCACCACCACCACCUUUGGGAGGGCCCCCUCCACCACCACCACCACUGGCAAGCUCAGAGGUACCAAAAUUGCGAAAGGACGAGCAGAAAGCACGGAACGCGCUCUUGGCCGAUAUCCAGCAGGGAACUCGCCUAAGGAAAGUGACCCAAAUCAACGACCGCAGUGCGCCACAGAUCGAAAAACCCAAAGGAGCUAACAGAGAUGGAGGUAACCCAGCUGUUGAUAAAGGUGGCUCUCAGCAGCCUCUGGGAGGUUUAUUUGCUGGUGGCUUUCCUGUUCUCAGACCAGCAGGCCAGAGGGACAUGACAGCAGGGAAGCUCUCCGGAGGCCGAGCAGCAUCGCCCAGACCCUCCGCACCGCCGAGCAGCGGCGCCGCCAAGGCGAGCAGCACCCCCUCGCAGCCGGCCGAGGUUCCAAGGGCAGCUGUCCCACCGGAGCCUGCCGGCACCUCCCGAGCCGCAGCGGGAGCGGGUCCCGGGCGGCCCAGCCUGCCCGCGCCCCCUCCGCCGCCCCCCGCUUCCAGCAAGCCUUCCCUCACCUUCCCUCCUCCUCCCCCUGUGCCCCCUCCGGCCGAUCGCCCCGCCAAGGGGGUGACCCCCGGCGCUGCUCCCCCGGCCCCGCUCCCUCCCCCUCAGGCUGACAAACCCGCCAAGCCUCAAGCAGGCGCUCCGCCCCCGCCGCCCCCUCCUCCUCCUCCUCCCCCGCUGCCCCCCGUGCCCCCCUGCGGGCUGCCGGCCAGGGCCGCCGAGGCCUCUGCGGCCGCCGCCGCUCCGGCUGAGGGAAGGGACUGUCCCCCUCCCGCGCCGCCGCCCCCGCCGCCUCCUCCGCCGCCACACGCGCACCCCCCGCCCGCGAACAGGCUCUCCUUUCCUCCCUCCCCGGCCUUCAGCGGUGCCGACGUGCCCCCUCCGCUGCCCCCCAAGUCUCCCCACCUGCUGUCACAGUUCCAUAAGCCGAGCAACAUCCAGUCGCUGCCGCUGCCACCCACCCCCGGCCCUCCUCAGCCCGCAGCCGUGGGGGAGAUCAGGAAGAAGAGACCCGGCCGAGGCGCAGGAACCGGUGCUGGGAAGCUGGUCACACCUCCACAGCCACCUGCAAGAUCCCCAACAACUGAACUUACAAGCAAGUCUGGAGUCUCAACCUGGGCUACAGCUCAUGACCCCUACACACCACUUAAAAAUGGAAAUAUGCACAUCAUUGAUGACUUUGAAUCAAAAUUUACUUUCCAUUCUGUGGAAGAUUUCCCCCCACCUGAUGAAUUCAAACCAUUUCAGAAAACAUAUCCCAGCAAGAUACCCAGAGAUCCCUCUAAAAAUCCUCCAUUAAGAACACACGUGAGAUGAGAAGAGUCUUCUGAUGUUCUCUGGACUAGUAUUAAAAAAGAAGAUCAAGAUAUUAUAUAAGACAGAAGGGGUCCCUGUUGCAGUGAUAGAUUGUACUUGAGUCACAAGUACUGCAAUAUUAACAUUUCCAUAAACUGUAAAACAAUAUAAAUUAUGCCUUUUGAACUGGCCUACAUACUACAGGAAUGUUAGUACAGGCUUUUAAAUUACUGUAUAUAGGUGAAUAUUUUUUAAGCAAAGCUGCAUAAAAUUUAAAUUCUUUGUAGUGUUGAAACAAUUCUCAUUCUUAUUGUGCUGACAGUGUUACCUCAGAAUGUUUUGUGCUACGUGCCUGUAGUUCUUUUUUCCCCUUCCAUCAUAAUUUUUGGAAAUUCUCCAGUUAUUAUUUAGACAUUUUUUUCAAUGAACUGUCAAACUAA